This is a messenger RNA of Penicillium taxi, 2133 nucleotides long. Its product is annotated as P-loop containing nucleoside triphosphate hydrolase protein. The record is from RefSeq and is a predicted model, not a curated record. The transcript is spliced from 5 exons. Lineage: Eukaryota; Fungi; Ascomycota; Eurotiomycetes; Eurotiales; Aspergillaceae. Gene Ontology annotation, biological process: transmembrane transport. Gene Ontology annotation, molecular function: ATP binding; ABC-type transporter activity; ATP hydrolysis activity. Gene Ontology annotation, cellular component: membrane. Bases 1 to 2133 code for a protein of 710 amino acids.
AUGGCCAAAUACCGAUGGAGUGUGGUCUGGAAGAACAUGGUCCAGAAUCUGCCGUGGGCCUUAGCACCAGCAUUGACCUUCGUCGUCUAUGCUGCUGAAGGAAAGGACCUGGACAUUGCUAAGGCUUUCAGCAGUAUGUCAAUAAUCACCCUCCUGACUAAUCCUGCUUCUAAGUUUUUAAGCACAAUUCCCUCCAUAGCGGCUGCGACAGGAUCAUUUGAUAGGAUACAAGCUUUCCUUCUACUGAAAGCCAGUCCUCAACAUAUGAAGGAGGGUUUUGUUCACUGCAACCAGUUGAAAUUUGAUACACUACCUCAAAUUGUCGAAGCACAAUACCUGACUUUCAAGGGCUCACCAGACAUUCAAAAACCUGUUAUCUCCAUGGAGUGUCUCGGGAUUCGCCCAUCUUCGUCAGCAAAAACUGUUUUAAAAGAUAUCAAUUUAGAAGUCCCUCUUGGGUCACUGGUUAUUAUCCGAGGGCAAGCUGGAUCCGGCAAAUCGACUCUGCUUCGGGCUAUACUUGGCCAAGCUUUCUGUGAGACAGGCUUCAUGAAAACUACCAUUCGAAACCCAGCCUUCUGUGCGCAAACACCAUGGGUUCCAAGUGGCACUAUCCGUGAUGCAGUUUGUGGAGCCUUUUCAUCGGGCCCAUUAAAUGAGGGCGCAUUCGACAAAAAGUGGUACGCGACUUUUCUUCACGCCUGUGAUCUUAAUUCAGACCUACAAACUCUUCGUGAGGGAGAUGCUACACAAAUUGCACACGGAUCCAGCUAUAUGCUCAGUAGUGGCCAAAUACAUCGCAUUGCUCUUGCUCGAGCAAUAUACGCUCGCAGGAAACUUUUGCUAUUGGACGACAUAUUCAGUGCACUGGACAGGAAAACCAGGACUACUAUCACAUCGCGUCUUUUCGGGACCGGUGGACCGCUCCGCAAAGCAGAUUUGACUGUAGUCCUAAGCUAUGUUCUUUCGGAUAGAGGUAUUUGCCAGGAAGAGCUCUACACAGGUAAUCACACAGGUAAUGUUUACCAAGCUGACCCCGUGGAAGCCGCAGGAUCGAAUGCACCCCAAGAGCUACCGAUUGAAGAUAAAGCCACCAUGAUCUCCAAGGCGAAUAAGAUCGAUGAUCUUAGGAGGGCAUCAGGUGACUUUGCUGUCUAUAAGUAUUAUCUGCGCUACACUCCCGCUAUUCUAGUCGGCCCCUAUACAAAGCUUAUAGCUAUUAUGGCUCGCAAGUUAUCGAUAUUGUUGCUGAUAAGUCCAGAUCUAUUUGCAUCAAUUGCCAGUGCUGCACUAAUUGCGACCGGAUCAAAAUAUAUGGCAAUAUCAGUACCUUUCCUGAUCAUUGCCGUCUUUCUAUUACAGCACAUCUAUCUGAAGAUAUCACGACAACUUCGACUACUGGAGCUAGAAAGUCGAAGUCCCUUGUACUCCCAUCUUCUUGAUACUCUUGAGGGUCUUGCUACAAUUCAAGCAUUUGGCUGGGAAACAGAAUUUCGAAUCGUCAAUUCCGCGCUUUUGGACGUUACCCAGUGCACAUACUAUACGCUUCAUUGCAUUCAGCGCUGGCUCACGUUAGUUUUGAAUCUAAUUUUCGCUGCAGAAGCAGUCAUUGUCGUCAGCUUAGCAGUUGGAAAGAGCUCUUUACUGUUGACAUUGCUUGGCAUGCUCAAUGUGACAUGCAGCUCAAUUUUGAUCGACAAUGUUGAUCUCGCCACUAUUUCCCCUGACAGAAUUCGAGAAAAAAUAGUCACUAUUCCACAAACACCACUCAUUAUGGUUGGCUGCACAGUGAGCGUCGAAAUAAAUGACACUCUAUCGCUGUCUCGAGGAGAACAGCAAUUGCUACAAUUUGCUCGGGCUUUAUCGAAGAUACAAGCAACGAAUGCUCGGAUCUUGUUGAUCGAUGAAGGCACCAGCAGCGUUGAUGCGGAAACUGAUGCUCGUGUGAAAGACCUUCUGCAACAGGAUCAGUUUCGUGCUUGCACGGUCCUUACAUUUGCACAUCGUGUCCACGGUCUUUUGAACUAUGAUGUAAUUGUUGGUCUCGAUGGAAAGAUCGUAGAGAUGGAUGAGCCCAUGGUCCUAAGUAAUCGGAAAGACAGCAUCUUUAACAGCCUUCUCAGCAGUUCUUAA